Molecule: messenger RNA, 1734 nt
Organism: Diceros bicornis minor
Lineage: Eukaryota; Metazoa; Chordata; Mammalia; Perissodactyla; Rhinocerotidae
Gene: TRDN
Product: triadin
Exons: 16
Coding region: 1-1734 (577 amino acids)
Cellular component (GO): sarcoplasmic reticulum; membrane
Molecular function (GO): signaling receptor binding
Source: RefSeq, a predicted model, not a curated record
AUGAUGUGCUCCAAAGACGAGGGAAAAGCCAGCGGCUGGACAGAAGUGGGGGUAACCUGCAGCCACUGGAGUUUUAAAAAUGGGAAUGAAGUAAUACAAUUCAUACUUCAGAAAGAUCAUGCAAGCUGCUGUUCAGUGGAUACACUUUGGGGACAAGAACAGUCAGGAAGAUCAGCAAAAUUGCCUUAUGUCAGUGAAAAUGCAGCAAAAAUGCUUGCAGCAGAGAUGUCUCUGGCAAAGAUGCUUAUAGGGAAAAGUACCUGGAACUGUGGUGAGCAGUCUGAGAACAUGCUAAAGCUCUUCUUGUUGGGGAUGGUGAGUACAAUUGAUGGACAGAGACUUGUGAAGAGUUGGAACACUUGGGACAUCACCUUGUGGUCUGUGCUGUCAGAAUUCCUUAAGAAACUAGAGAAAAACAAGAUCAGCAAAAAUGUACAAGUUGAGUUGCUGGAAGCCAAAUCAGGAGCCAAAUGUGCUGUCAAGGAAGACGGAGGUGGAACAUGGGCCCUGAGAACUGAGAAACAAGAUUACGCAGUUACCUGGGGCUCACUGCGAGAUAAGGAAAUGAGGCUGAAAGAGGAAAAGAAAAGAAAGAAACUUGUCCAGAGUGAAACAGCUUAUGGAGCAGAGCCAGGAUGGGGACGGAGGCUGUCUGAUUUCACUGAGCUGACUUUAACAGAAGACAAUGGUCUAAAUGACGACGUUUGGUUAAUGAGUUACCAUUUCGAAGGAAAUGCAUCUACUACCACAACUGUGAUUGACAGCAAAAAUGGAUCUGUGCCCAAGUCCCCUGGGAAGGUGGUGAAGAGGACGGUCACAGAAGACAUAGUGACCACAUUCAGCUCGCCAGCCGCCUGGCUUCUGGUCAUUGCUCUGAUCAUCACAUGGUCAGCUGUUGCCAUUGUUAUGUUUGACUUAGUGGAUUACAGAAACUUGUCAGCAAGCUCUAUUUCCAAGAUUGGCUCAGAUCCUCUAAAACUUGUACAUGAUGCUGUGGAGGAAACCACGGACUGGGUCUAUGGCUUCUUUUCUUUGUUGUCUGACAUCAUCUCAUCUGAUGGCGAUGAAGAAGAUGAUGAUGGAGACGAGGACACUGAUAAAGGAGAAAUAGAGGAGCCGCCCUUGAAAAAAAAAGAAAUACACAAAGAUAAGAUUGAAAAACAGGAGAAACCUGAAAGAAAAAUACAAACUAAAGUUACACACAGAGAAAAAGAAAAAGUAAAAGACAAAGAAAAACCUGAAAAGAAAGCAACUCACAAGGAAAAAAUAGAGAGAAAAGAAAAACCAGAAACAAAGACAGUGACAAAAGAAGAGAAGAAAGCUAAGACUAAAGAGAAGACUGAAGAAAAGACUAAAAAGGAAGUGAAAGGUGGGAAACAGGAGAAAGUGAAGCCAACAGCUGCGAAAGUAAAAGAAGUUCAGAAAACAUCGGCAAAACCCAAAGAAAAGGACAGGAAAGAGACCGCAGCUGUAUCCAAGCACGAACAGAAAGAUCAGUAUGCAUUCUGUCGAUAUAUGAUUGACAUAUUUGUCCAUGGGGAUUUAAAACCAGGACAAAGCCCAGCCAUACCACCUCCAUUACCAACAGAACAAGCUUCCAGACCCACUCUGGCAUCACCUACUCUUGAAGAUUCUAUAUUGGUGACCGUGAGCUUCCAGAAGGAUGUCGAGCUUCGUAUCCUGGAAAUCAAGCCAGAAAAUGUAGGGGCAAAUGGGCAAGGAUAUGCCUUAUAA